GCAGCUGGCUGCUAUUUACUUUGAUUUCGGUUCGGGAGUGUUCCCGGUUUUCCGCCGACUUUCACGCAUUUCUUUCCUCGUUCUGCGCUUGCAAAAUGCGCAAACAUUGCUGAUGUCAAAGGAUAUGCAGGCGCGCGUGCCACUCCACGCGUUGUGCCUUGUGCCAACAACGGGGCAUGCCCGCACGUUUACCUUAUCCACGCUGUACGGACACGUUUUGCCGAAACAUCGUAAUGGUGGCCUUCUACUUGCUCGGAGCUGCCAUGACGGCGGCCGUGUCAACCGCAGGGGAUUACGUUACGGGCCUGUGCCGGCUUCCGUGGAUUCGCGCGCUGGCGGACAAUGCGACGCACGGUUUGAUCGCGUUCCUAUGCUGGCUAAUGGUUUCGGGUCAACCGCUGCGAAAGGCCAGCCUGCUAGACAGCUUACUCAGCGGUCUGUUUGGCUGUGCUGUCGACGUUGAUCACUUUGUUGCCGCAAGAUCUCUGAAAAUAGAGAACGCCACAAACCUGAAGACGAGACCGUUUUUACACUGCAGUUCAGUGGUGCUCGUGAGCUUGUCGGUUGUUGCACUCUUGGGAAAGCUGUUGGGAUUGUCCCAAGUCUACAAAGUAGCACUGAUUGCUUUUGUGGCAGUGGCAUCGCAUCACCUGAGAGACUCCAUACGGAGAGGCUUGUGGUUGUGGCCCUUUGGCAGUACGAGCCCUCUGAAGUUGCACAUCUACUACAUUGGACUUGCAUGCACAGUGCUAAUUGCAAUGGCAGCCAUGAAGCAGGUUCCCCAACAAAGAAGCACUGCUGGCAUACCUCUAGUGAGAAUUGUGUAAAGAAUUUCAAUCAAAUAAAAGCCAUAGAAUCACUGUUGCAUUCUCAAA
Messenger RNA from Rhipicephalus sanguineus (brown dog tick), 875 nucleotides. Its product is annotated as transmembrane protein 267. Bases 177 to 827 code for a protein of 216 amino acids. The transcript is spliced from 2 exons. Lineage: Eukaryota; Metazoa; Arthropoda; Arachnida; Ixodida; Ixodidae. The record is from RefSeq and is a predicted model, not a curated record.